Lathyrus oleraceus (garden pea) is the source of this 1197-nucleotide messenger RNA. RefSeq names its product beta-adaptin-like protein B. Gene Ontology annotation, cellular component: membrane coat. NCBI's taxonomy places the organism in Eukaryota, Viridiplantae, Streptophyta, Magnoliopsida, Fabales, Fabaceae. Bases 1 to 1197 code for a protein of 398 amino acids. Gene Ontology annotation, biological process: vesicle-mediated transport; intracellular protein transport. The record is from RefSeq and is a predicted model, not a curated record. The transcript has 2 exons.
AUGAAAUCCCCAAUUCUCACCGAACCAGAAGACAUAGUUGAUUACAACAGAGACACCGUCCCUAACAAAGACAUAAUUCUUGGCGGCGAAAGAGUCAACAUUCCGUUCCCGUGUGAUUGCAUCAACGACGACUUUCUUGCUCAUAUUUUUAGUUACGAUGUUCAAACCGGAGACAUAUAUGCUUCUGUUGCUGGAUCCAACUAUGCUAAUUUAACCAAUGUUCAAUGGUUGAGAAACUUCAAUACUUAUCCGCCGAAUAGUAUUCCUGAUACUAGAACGUUGAAUGUUAUGAUUAAUUGUUCUUGUGGAGAUAAAGUGAUUGCUGCUAUGACUGUUGGAAAGGAUGUGUCGUCGUUGUUCACAGACAUGGUGAAUUUAAAUACAUUUGUGAAAGAUUCUCAAGAUCCAAAUCCUUUAAUUCGUGCCUUAGCUGUGCGGACAAUGGGGUGCAUUCGUGUGGAUAAAAUUACCGAGUAUUUGUGUGAUCCCCUUCAAAGAUGUCUAAAGGACGAUGAUCCAUAUGUUCGCAAGACAGCAGCCAUUUGUGUAGCAAAGCUCUAUGACAUUAAUGCAAAGUUGGUUGAGGACAGGGGAUUUUUGGAAUCGCUGAAGGAUUUGAUAUCUGAUAAUAAUCCAAUGGUUGUAGCUAAUGUUGUCGCGGCACUUGCUGAAAUUCAGGACAAUAGCAGUAGACCCAUCUUUGAGAUCACUAGCCAUACACUGUCAAAGCUCCUCACUGCGUUAAAUGAAUGUACAGAAUGGGGUCAAGUUUUUAUAUUGGAUGCUCUAUCUAGAUACAAGGCUGCUGAUGCGCGUGAGGCAGAGAACAUUGUAGAAAGAGUUACGCCACGGUUACAGCAUGCCAAUUGUGCAGUUGUACUAUCGGCUGUUAAGAUGAUCCUUCAACAAAUGGAGCUCAUCACCAGUACUGAUGUGGUCCGGAAUCUUUGCAAAAAGAUGGCCCCUCCUCUUGUGACAUUACUCUCAGCAGAACCUGAGAUACAAUUUGUUGCCCUGCGAAAUAUCAAUCUUAUUGUACAAAGAAGACCGACAAUUCUUGCACAUGAAAUUAAGGUGUUCUUCUGCAAAUACAAUGAUCCUGUCUAUGUGAAAAUGGAGAAAUUAGAAAUUAUGAUAAAGCUUGCUUCAGACCGAAAUAUGGACCAGGUUUUAUUGGAAUUUAAGGAAAUGCAUUAA